This is a messenger RNA of Peronospora farinosa, 1227 nucleotides long. The record is from the annotation of a GenBank genome assembly. Lineage: Eukaryota; Oomycota; Peronosporomycetes; Peronosporales; Peronosporaceae.
AUGGACGCCAUCUUGUCCCGAGUCGGCAUAAGCGACGAUGAGCUACGGCAGCAUUGUGUGACGACGGUUCUGGAAGAGCUACAGCACACAAACAAACACGUUCAAGAUGUUGUUUCCUCGCUUAAGAAAGUGUUGCAAGUCGUACAGGCGUCUCGGGAGUUGCAGAAAUCGCUGGUUUUAUCGUCGUUGGACCAGGUACAAACGUCUUUUCGUCAAUUAGGCGAAUCGUGCAACGAAAUCGGCCCGUUGCUUCGGCUAUUGUAUCGUAAUUCGAGUGCAAUAGCCUCGACAGCAUUGGAGCAGCCAGUGACAUGCAAUACCAAUGGUACCGCCCAGCCCAAGACCAAGCUAGCAGUGGCGAACCCUUCGUCCACCUCUGCUAGUGAGUACGCGCCUUCGUCUGAUGAAGAGGACGAUACAGAGCCAGAAGUAAUCGAAGUGGAGCCUCCAGAGAAACGGAAAAAGCGCAAAGCGGCGACGUUGGACUUGUCGGCAUCACCGACGCCAGUCGUAAAGCGGAAGACGGUGGAGGAAGACAGUCAAACUCUACAAAAAAUGCUGACAGAAAAGCUUCAGAGUAUUCAAGCGAUUCCAGUGGCUGAUUACAUGAUUUUUACUCAUGAGGAGAUGACGAGUUUAGUAAAGAAAGUGUUUGCAGUGGCCAAGUUUGACGAUGGCUGGAAACCAAAAGAUGAUCCGACGCUAGCUCGGCUGUUGAGCGAGAUGGAAAAACGAAUUCAUCGUUUUAAGAAUAGCAUUGCUCAGGAUCGACGUUUGAAGGAGAUUAACCGAUGGUUGGAAGAGAUGACUGCAUUUUCUUUUGUUCCAACGUUGGAUCUAUCGUCGAUACCACCGAAAAUAACGGCCGUAGUCUCUUUCAUUGGCUCAAGAAACCAGAUCUCUACAAGCCUGACAGAAACAGCUAUCUCAGCGAAAAAGAUUUUGCAAGCCGUGAAAAAAGAUACAUUAAACGUGCACGAGAAGAGGAAGUUAUACUUCCAGCCUCUACUUGACGCAGCCGCAAUGUAUUUUUUUGCUGUCACUACGCAGCCGGCCAAACUGGCUGACAAUGAUAUGCAAGCCAACAGCCUUUGCGUGCUAGCUGAGUUAAGUGGUGGUCGAGUAUCUACUUUAAAGGAGUGUUUGCAGCUUGAAGCGCUGUUAUACUCUUUUCGGAUGAAGAUGUACCAUAACCCGACCAUGCAUCGCAAGUCUGCUGUAAGGUAA